This is a messenger RNA of Brassicogethes aeneus, 825 nucleotides long. NCBI's taxonomy places the organism in Eukaryota, Metazoa, Arthropoda, Insecta, Coleoptera, Nitidulidae. The record is from the annotation of a GenBank genome assembly.
AUGGAGAUGUCACUUAAUGAAAUUAUUAAGUCAACCAAAAUGGGCAGCAAAAAGCGAGUCGUGAAAAACCGUGUCGUUGGAGGGAAAGCAGCAUCGAGGAACAAGGGUAAUACGAACAGGACUUCAACAGGGAGAAUAGCCAAAAAGCCUAAAGCAUCUUCGAUAAGCUCAGUAAAACUCCUCAGAGGUUUCGAGCAACAGUUACAGCAACAACAACAUAAGAACGAACCAGUAAAAUUAAUAAUAUCAAAUCUACACGCAGAUGUGAGCGAUUUGGAUAUGCAAGAGCUUUUCAGCGAGUUCGGCAAUUUGCUGAGCGCUCAUGUGCACUACAACAAAACCGGGAAAUCCUUGGGCACUGCCGAUGUGGUUUUCCAACGACAAGGGGAUGCUGUUAAGGGAAUGAAGCGCUACAACGGAGUACCACUCGAUGGUUACAAGAUGAACAUCCAGAUGGCGUCUUCGAAUUUACCGACGACAGCGAGACCGCCACAAAUAAAACAAAGGCUUGGCGAAAAGAAGGUUGUCAAGAAAGCAGUUAACAAGAAAAAACCAAGUCAAGGAAAUAUGAGGAGGCAGUCAAAAGGCAAAACAAACGUUCGGGUUAAGAAAGAACCGAAGAAAGUGUUUACUAGAGAAGAUUUGGAUGCCGAAUUGGAUGCCUAUAACACCACAAGGAAUUAGUGAUAAUACUGUAAAUAGCUUUAGCGUGUAAAAUAUUAUGUAGAAUAAAUAAAGUACCAUAUACAUCGUAAUGUUUCCGAUUCCGUGUUCAGAAAUAAUAAUCUAUUAGAGAACAACCGGGGGCCUCGGUAGCGAUUUUCA